CCUCGCGCACUCGCGACUCGGUUGUCUUGAGAUUCUGUCACUGUCGCGCGCUCUCCAGCCCAUAGGAUAGAGAUACAGCGAGUGAUUACGCGCACACCGGUUUAGCGAUCACUUUGGGAGCAAGACAUAGCUUCAAUAUUUAUUCACAAGUUUAUGAAGUUUACAAAAGGACAUACGUCUGUACGAGUAUCUUAAUUGUCCUCUGGACAGAACACUCCAGAACUUCGCUCAAUAAAGUUCGAUGCCACUUCUCCAGUAAGGAUGAAGACGGCGGAGAUCUGUGUGGUCCUGUUUGUCUUGAGCUGUGUAUGUGAACUGUCAUUGUCUUUGGACCCCCGAGAUCCAAAUGUUUGCAGCUUAUGGGAAAGUUUCACCACUUCAGUAAAGGAAUCAUAUGCUCAACCUUUCGACCAAGUGAAGUAUGAAGGGACUUGCUUUGAACCCUGGAGCGCUAACAAAUGCUCCCGGCACAGGAUCACCUAUAAAACACUUUAUAGGCAGGUGGUGAAAAUGGACUAUCGUAGGAGGUAUCAGUGCUGUCGUGGCUUUUAUGAGAGCAGAAAUAAAUGUGUUCCACGUUGCACUAAGGAGUGUGUCCAUGGCCGCUGUGUAGCACCUGAUCGCUGCCAAUGUGAGAGCGGCUGGCGUGGAGAAGACUGUUCCAGCUCAUGUAAUGCCCAGCAUUGGGGUCCAGGCUGCAGGCAGCGCUGUGAGUGCCAGAACGGGGGAGAGUGUGACGUUAUUAAAGGAAACUGUCAGUGCCCAGCCGGAUACACUGGUGAACACUGCCAGGACCCCUGUCCUGCAAAGUCAUUCGGUCAGGACUGUCUGCAGCAGUGCCGGUGUGGAACAGGAGGAUUCUGCAAUAAAACCACUGGAGAAUGUGUGUGCAGAGAUGGAUUUACUGGAACCCUGUGUGAGGAGCCAUGCAUGAGGCCGAGGCAAUGUCCUGUACGCUGCCCAUGUCAGAAUGGAGGCAUCUGCCAGGGGAGAGGGGUGUGUGUGUGUCCACCUGGCUGGAUGGGUGCAGUGUGUACUGAGAGGUGUCCACCAGGCCGUUUUGGUCCAAACUGUGCUAAAGAAUGUUUGUGCCAUAAUGGAGGCCACUGUGAUCCAGAAAAAGGCCAAUGUCAGUGUGAUGCAGGCUACACGGGAGAAAGGUGUAACGAGGACUGUCCAGUGGGCAUGUACGGUGUGGACUGUAAGGGUGUGUGUGACUGUGCUAACGGAGCACGGUGCUUUAACAUCAACGGUGGGUGUCUGUGUGAGCCGGGGUUUAAGGGUCCACGCUGCGAUCACAGGAUGUGUCCUGAUGGGACCUACGGCAUGCACUGCGAACACCACUGCCUCUGCAACUCACAAAACACUCUCAGCUGUCAUCCUCUGAAGGGGGAGUGUACCUGUCGGCCCGGGUGGGCGGGGCUAUACUGUAAUGAAACCUGUGCUCAUGGUUACUAUGGCAAUGGUUGCUUGGAGCCCUGCCUCUGUGUGAAUGGAGGGGUGUGUGACACGGUGACGGGCGAGUGCCACUGUGCACCCGGAUACACGGGACUACACUGUGAGAAGCUUUGUGAGGAUGGUUUCUAUGGGAAGGGCUGCUUAUCUCCCUGUAUCUGUGUAAACUCUAUAGCCUGCUCUCCCAUCGAUGGAACAUGUUUCUGUAAGGAAGGGUGGAGAGGACUUGACUGUUCUAUUGCAUGUUCAGAGGGCACAUGGGGUUCUGGCUGCAACCUCACAUGUCAGUGUGCAAAUGGAGCAGCCUGCCACCCUGCCGAUGGUUCUUGCAAGUGCACCGCAGGGUGGAGAGGAGCAUCCUGUGACGAGCCCUGUCCAAUCGGGACAUUCGGUCCAGACUGUCAACACAAAUGUGACUGUCUGCAUGAUGAAGGAUGUGAGAGUGUUACAGGCCAGUGUCUGUGUUUACCAGGCUGGACAGGUCUACGCUGUACACAGCAGUGUCCAGAGGGAACAUGGGGCCUUCAAUGCAACCAGAGCUGCUCCUGCCUCAACAGUGCCACCUGUCAGGCACAUACAGGAACCUGCCUGUGCAAACCCGGAUUUUGGGGAGAUCAGUGUCAACACAUGUGCAGUGCUGGAAAGUUUGGAGAGAGGUGUAGCCAUCAAUGUCCACCAUGUGUACAUCCCUCCUCCUGUCACCACAUAACAGGAGAUUGUUUGUGUCUGCCUGGAUAUACUGGACACCUGUGUGAACAAGCCUGUCCCAUCGGUCGGUAUGGACUUCAUUGUAGCAAUGUGUGCAGUUGCACCAAAAAUGCUACAUGUCAUCACCAGGAUGGUUUGUGCCUCUGUCCUGCCGGAUGGACUGGACCGGACUGCUCUUUAUUGUGUCAGACUGGGACGUUCGGCACUAACUGCGCUCAGACUUGCUCGUGUCCCCCCAACCAUUCCUGCGAUCCUCACACUGGAGACUGUGUGUGUGUACCUGGACCAGGCGAGGAUUGCAAACCAGAGCAAGAACAGAGUAUGAUGGUGCCCGUGUCUCCGGUGGAGAAGGACUCAUGGAGUGCGAUCACAGGAAUUGUGGUGCUGGUGAUUCUGGUUGUACUCCUAUUGGCUGUUCUGUUGCUGUAUCGGCACAGACAACAGGACAAACAGAGCAACACUCCCGUUGUGUCUUUCUCUUCAACCCGCACUGUCAGUUCAGAGUAUGCUGUGCCAGAUGUUCUGCACAGCUACCAUCACUAUUACUCAAACCCGAGUUACCACACGCUGUCUCAGAACAGACCUCCACUGCCACACCUGCCCAACAACCAGGACAGAGCCAUCAAGAACACCAACAAUCAGCUGUUCUGCAGUCUGAAGAACACAGAGAGGGUGAGGAGAGGUCUGUUUGUGCCUGAGACUAAUGCAACUCUUCCUCCAGGCUGGAAACACCAGGAGCCACCUAAAGAUCCAGGGGCUUUUGGCAUUGAUCGAAGUUACAGCUAUAGUGCUACUCUUGGGAAGCACUACAGCAAAGAGUUGAAAGAUUCAUGUGUGGCAGUGAGCAGCAGCUCUCUGAACAGCGAGAACCCAUAUGCCACCAUCAAAGAUCUGCCUGGACUGCCACCUUGUCCUCCGGAGAGCAGCUACAUGGAGAUGAAGUCUGCAGUGCCUCGUGAAAGAUCCUACACUGAAAUCAGCCCACCAGUCAUGACUCCCUCCACUCUGUCAUGCAGAGAACACUGUUCCCGUGGAGACGUUGUGGAACAGGAACCUCAGAAUCAUUAUGAUCUGCCCAUCAACAGUCACAUUCCUGGGCAUUAUGAUCUGCCUCCUGUGCGGAGACCACCCUCUCCAUCACCACGAAGACUGCCCCACUGAUCUCCUUAAAGACUUUGGUUCUUCUUUAAAAUCACUGCCAAAUACAUAGUGUGCUUUACAAACUACGAAAUGAAAAUACUCCAGUCCACCAGAGAUGAAUGAAUGGAUGGAUGGUACCAAAACUGCGCAACACUACCAUCUGCUGGACAAUAUUAACAACCAAGAGAUUUCAACAACAACCAAGAGACUUGCGGGGUAGAUUUUCACCGAUCACAAGUUGCUGUAUUAAAUCUUAUGUGGAAAAACUGCAAAAGAACUGCAUAUAUGCUCAUAUAAAAGUGCAAGUAAAGAAAUUAAAGGGAUACUCCACCCCAAAAUGAAAAUUUUGUUAUUAAUCACUUACCCCCAUGUCGUUCCAAACCCGUAAAAGCUUUGUUCGUUUUCGGAACACAAUUUAAGAUAUUUCGGAUGAAAUCCGGGAGGCUUGUGACUGUCCAUUGACUGCCAAGUAAAUUACACUGUCAAGGUCCAAAAAGGUAUGAAAGACAUCAUCAGAAUAGUCCUCUGCCAUCAGUGGUUCAAUCUGAAAUUUUAUGAAACGACGGGAAUACUUUUGUAGGCAAAGAAAAUAAAAAUAACUUUAUGCAACAAUUCGUCACUCUGUGAUUCUCACAUAUUGAAGUAUUCUGUCGCUUUCAGAUUGAACCAAUGAUGGCAGAUGGACUAUACUUUUCUGGACAUUGACAGUGUAAUUUACUUGGCAGUCAAUGGGGCAGUCACAAGCCUCCCGGUUUUUAUCCAAAAUAUCUUAAAUUGUGUUCGAAGAUGAACAAAGCUUUUAUGGGUUUGGAAUGACUUGAUGGGUAAGUGAUUAAUGACAAAAUGUUCAUUUUGGGGAGUAACCCCUUAAUAGGACAUGUCUGGAGAUUAAUGGGUUAAAUGCUACAUAUUUUCUGUUUUAAAUGCUAUUCAUGUUUCUUAACUAGUCUGGUAAUCAGGGUGUAAAUGACAAUAUCAUUUUUAACACAUACAGAACAAGUUUUCAUGUUUGUAAGAUCCAGCAUUGGGAACAUUUUGCUAUGAAUGUCAAUUGAGGUCAACCAUAAGAACUGUAAAUAGUGUAAAUAAAAUCUAAGUUUUCAA
Molecule: messenger RNA, 4407 nt
Organism: Cyprinus carpio (common carp)
Lineage: Eukaryota; Metazoa; Chordata; Actinopteri; Cypriniformes; Cyprinidae
Product: platelet endothelial aggregation receptor 1-like
Cellular component (GO): membrane
Molecular function (GO): protein binding
Source: RefSeq, a predicted model, not a curated record